Molecule: messenger RNA, 1511 nt
Organism: Haplochromis burtoni (Burton's mouthbrooder)
Lineage: Eukaryota; Metazoa; Chordata; Actinopteri; Cichliformes; Cichlidae
Product: tumor necrosis factor receptor superfamily member 14
Exons: 5
Coding region: 318-827 (169 amino acids)
Biological process (GO): defense response to Gram-negative bacterium; negative regulation of alpha-beta T cell proliferation; positive regulation of cytokine production involved in immune response
Cellular component (GO): external side of plasma membrane
Molecular function (GO): protein binding
Source: RefSeq, a predicted model, not a curated record
CCCCCACCCAGUGUUGCCAAUUUAGCGACUUUGUCGCUAUAUUUAGCGAGUUUUCAGACCCCUUAGUGACGUGAAAAGACGUGAAAGCGCGUAAAGUCGGAUUCCAGUUUUUUUUCCUCUCGGAAUUUUAAUUUGAAACCUCGCAAACGUCGGAGCAGCUUCACAAUCCCAGAGUUAACCAUUCAGAACACUGAUAGCUUUUCAGCAUGAACGCCCACACUAAACGAAGAGCAACGUUUAAGCUAACUUUCACUACAGAAUUUUAAAGGGUUACUGUUAUUUAAAAAAUAAUUGCUUCACCCGCUAUAUAAGGCAGAAUGUUAGCCUGUGAUAUCAUGGUUUCUGUGUUCCUCGUAUUUGCAUGUCGCGCUGCCUCCGUGGUUUCUGCGGUGUCUUGUCACACAAAGGAGUAUGCAACAAGGGAUGGGCAGUGCUGCCCGAUGUGCCAAGAAGGUACAGUUGUUCAGAGAGACUGCACAGCAUAUUCAGGAACUCGGUGCCGUUCCUGUGACCUGGGGACUUUCAUGAACCAACUCAAUGGUCUGUCUAACUGUUUCCCCUGCACUACCUGUGAUACAGGUCAUGGUCUCUUUGUCAAGCGGAACUGUACAGCAAAAACUGACACAGUGUGUGACGUUUUAAAUGGAUAUUACUGCAAACGUUUGAUUGACAGUAAUGGAUGUAGUUUGGCAGAGAAACAUUCACAGUGUGAAGCUGGUCAGAGGAUAAAAGAAUCUGGAACCAGCAGAAGUGACACAGUGUGUGAAGACUGUCAGCCAGGCUUCUUUUCCAAAGACGGUGUGAAGUGCACUGCUUGGAAAACGUAGGUCAUAAUUUAUAACAAAAUCACUCUAAGUUUAUUUUAUUUUCAGUUAUUGAUCAUCAAUUUCUUAAUGGAAUCUCUCAUAUACUUCGCACUAGGGCUGUGCCACAUCAUAUCAUCUGCAAUAAUAUCGGUAUUACACUAUACACCGUGUGUCGCUAUAGCAAGAAUAUGUGUUUGUAUCCUAGUGUUUAUGACAAGGAGUCAAAACCAUGCAUGUCUGAAUGUAAGAGCAGUGUGCAACUAAAAAUGGAGCUACUUCAGCAGCUUCCAGUGAACACAGGACGAAAACAUGCAGGAAAACUGUUUGGAAAAAAGUGAAAACAACAAACUGGUAGAAGAGGGUAAAAACACACCUUUGAGUAGAACGAGACACAUGGGACAUGAGCAGUCACUAGCUGCACUCGCUAGUUAUCCUCUAUAUAACAGGAGGAGCAAACAGUGGAUGGAAAUUAGUGAUGCAGUUACAUGAUGGAAAAGCAGGACUUUAAGCAUACACUUUAAGCAUAGACUGACCAAGGCAUAAAAUAUUUUUUACGUUUAUAUUUUUUAAUAUUAAUAUAUGACAAUAUUGUGCAACUCCUAACAUUUUACAAGAGUAAGGUCAUUUAGUUAUUGUCAAACUCAAGUUUUAAAAUUUAUUUUAUACUUUGACUUGAAAAUUCCAGGGAAAAUAGAAUAGAAUAGA